AUGCGCUAUAUGAUUGUAGUAUUAAUUAUUUGCGAGGCCGUGCCUGAGAUCGUGCGUGGCGCUCACUUCAAGCUGAACAAUGUGGCCUGCCGCUGCUAUGACUUGACGUACUGUGAGUUCAGGCAAUGCGAGCUGACCAUCAAGCGGCGGGGCGUGGCCGCCUUUAGUAUGCACAGCGUGCUGCAUCAGACGCCGGUGAACAAUAUCUUCAUUAAUCUGGAGCUGUUCAAGAAAUCGAAUGGCUAUCGCUCGUUCCUGCUCAAUCAGAGUCUCGACUUCUGCUACUACAUGCGCAAUCCGAAGGCCUAUGUGUUUUUUCACUCCUUCCACAGGACUUUCAUAGCCGUCUCUAACUUCAAUCACACGUGUCCCUAUAAUCACGAUGUCAUUAUUAAUCGAUUUUCAUACGAGAAGGGUGCAUUGAUGGAUCUGCCCAUGCCGAAUGGUGACUAUAUGUUGUAUCUGAAGCUUUCGGUAUCUAAGGUCUGGCGUGCGGAACUUAAGAUAUAUGUAACGCGAUCUGAUUGACAUUAAACUA
Messenger RNA from Drosophila novamexicana, 538 nucleotides. RefSeq lists its product as uncharacterized. The record is from RefSeq and is a predicted model, not a curated record. The transcript has 2 exons. NCBI's taxonomy places the organism in Eukaryota, Metazoa, Arthropoda, Insecta, Diptera, Drosophilidae. The coding region runs from base 1 to 528 and encodes 175 amino acids.